CACAGAUCUUCGUUCCGACGUGGCAUUACAAGUCGGAUUCUAUUCCUCCGUCGCCGCGUUGCCCGUUCCACCGUUACUGUAACGCUCGCCACGCAGGCAGUUACAAAACCUCACUGUUUUGCGUUUUGACUCGCUCUUUCCCUAUUCCCUCGCAACUUCACCCGCUAUUGCGCGAAGAAGGAGAACUCCCGCGAAGCCCUAGACACUAGAGGUAGCCAGGUAUGCUACUUCUCCACCUUCUCGCCUCACUUCUGCAGUUCUGCUUGCUUUGCUUCCUCCCUUCCAUCGCCGUUUGGUUUCCAGGAAAAUCUAGGGCAAAGUGUGAACUUUUGGUUCCUUUUUUUCUUGGGUGUAGUUCCCCUGCGUUUGGUUUUACAAAAAACGAGUCAGAGAGAUGCGGAAAGUAACAAAUAGCUGUAAUGGGUCGAGCGAGAACUUGACUUUGUUGGUUAAAGGUCAAUUCUUUUUUAGAUGGGGGCACAGUAAAGAACGAGAAAUUGAUUUCUUACCGGUUCCCCCAGUAAAGUUUCGAUCUUUCAUUGUAGUAAUGUCGUAAAGGUUGAGAAUUUCGAGUUUUAGGGUUUGGUUCUCACUGGACAGCCAUAGUUUUUGGACGUUAUGUGACCUGCAUUUGCGUUUGGUUCCUUAAUUUCAACUGCUAUUAUAGCUCCUUUGGUUUCAAUUUUAUGAACGAAUAGUUAGCAAGGAGGGUGCAAGUCUUUUUGAUGUCUAGUAUCUGAUUCAAGGCAUGGCGAUGAAUGAUGAAGUGGAAAGCAAAACUCCAAAGCUUGAAGUGUUGGAGGGAAGUGAACCGGUUUCGAGGUGUUAUGAAUCGGAAGAGAUGAUUAAGAAUGCUGAAGUGAGAAUUAGAGGAUUGGAAAGAGAGAUUGAAACCAGGAAGAGCGAGUAUCAAGAACUGGAAGGGAAGUAUAAGGCGCUGCAACUUAGAAUUGUGGAAAUUGAAGAUGAACUCAAAGCUCUGAAAGCAAGAGAAGUGGAGGAGGAGGACAACGAGCUGUUUCACAUUGAGAAUGUUACCCUGGAAUGUGAGAAGAAGAAGGCUGAAAGUGAGGUCGAAAUUGGGAAACGUAAGUACCAGGAAUUGAAGUCUAUAGUGGGAAGAAUUACCAACAACAUUGAAGAUGGGCAUGUUGCUGCUGGAGCUACUUCUGACAUUUAUAGAACACCUUGUAGCAAUCUGCCAAGCAAUGAUGAGUCCCUUUUUGGAGGAAACAAAUCCAGAGGGAGAAGUGGUAGACAAGCUAGAAGACAUGUAUUAUUUGAGAAAGAAAAGGAUUCCAUCAGGAAGAAGGCUCCAACAACUCCUACAGAUCCCAAAGUUAAUUGGUCUGGCAUCAUCAAUAUAGAUGACAGUGACGACGAACCUAAUUUUAGUGAUGAAAAGGAGAAAUCAUCCGAAACCCGUUCGAAGAGCAGAGUUAAUGAUUUCAGCCUUAACGACAGUAUGGACGUGUGCGUCGGUACUAAUUUGUGUGCCACUGCUACUCCCAAGAGGAAGAGAGCUGCAAACGUGGUUGCUACUGAUAGUGAGAGUGAGGAUGAUGAUAUUCCACUGUCUCAACGGAAGGCAAAGCGUUUUCGCAAAGUGAGCUGUGAUGCAAAUGGCUUGUCAAAGGCUGCUUCACUUUCUGCGAGUGACGAUGAUGAUGUGAGGGACACUGUGACCCCUCGAAGGCGGCGGUUAAAGAGAAUGGGUGAUUCCAGUAGAAAAUCUGAUUCUCAACAGCUUGCUUCAAUUGAGACUAACUGUGAAAGCAAAUACGAAAGAGGAAUUCCUACGACGGCGGAUGGUGCUGAAGAUUCAGACAGUACAACAGAUGAAGAAGAGGGUUCUGGCAGUUCAGAUGACAGCAUGAAGGAAUUUAUCGUUGAGAGUUCUAAUGCGUCACUUUCUGAUGGUGACACCUGUUCCACGGAAGGCAGUGCUGAUAUCGGAGUGGAAAUGAAAGAUAUCGUGUCUAAGCUUCAAAGAAGCAGGAAUCAGAAGUUCAACUGGGAGUCAGUGGGUGAAUUGCAAUCAGACUUUGGCAAAGAUAAUGAGCUUUGCAUGAGAGCUGUUUGUGCUCUUUACCGACAGCAAACUUGUGACGAACAAGUUGCAAAGAAUACAUUCCACUCCAAUAAACGAGGAUUCAGUCAAUCUCAUGGUUCCAGGGCCUCCAAGAUAGCAGCGUUUCUGAUUGAUUCCAACGGUGAUCUGAGCAAGUCUGUGGAGGAAUUGCGAGCAUAUGAUCCCAAGGCAGUUGACAAGUGCAGAGAUUGGGCGUUGCACUAUGCGAAUCAACUGUUCAACAUUUACAAGAGUGGGGAGGAUCCUUUCUUCCCUCCUGCAGUGGAUAACAAGUAAAGCCAGAGCACGAGCUUUGCCUGCUAGUGACUCGAAGUCUCCUGGAAAGCCUCACCUUCUUAAAGGAAAGUUGUCGCUUAUUUUGUAUGUAAUGCUAUUAGUCUAACUAGCUAAUCGAGGCUCCAACACCUGCUUUGUUUUGGAUAUUAGCAUCUAUGAACUCAUGUAUGAGUUAUGACUGGUCUCCAGUAGGAAACUUAGAACCGAUGAAUGGAAUGUGUAACAGUAUGAUUGUGAAAGCCGUUUAUCUUGAAUAUGGCCAUCUUUCCAUUUAUGUAACGACGUCGUUAUGUUCAUUGAUUCGUCGAAUUAGAGUCUCAGUUCCAGGUUCCAACGUGGCAUUACAUAGUGGGACCCACCUCCCCCACCAUCUUCAGGUCACCGGGUCGACCGUUACUGUUUGUUCUCGGCAGGCGCCACGCAGGCAGUUAUAAAAACUCCACUUUUCAUUGGCUCUCGCUUCUUUCCACGUUCAGUCGCAAUUUCCACUACUCUUUGCUCGAAGAAGAAAGUUUCCCACGAAGCCCUUGUCCCUAGAGGUGGCCAAUCCACGUAAGUUUUGGAAACGAAUGUACCACAAAUUUUGAAGUCGAGGAUACGAAGAAGUUUUGACGACAGGAUGUCGACUGAAGAUGGAAAACCAUGUAGCAAUCUUGCGAGCAAACAGAAGUCCUAUAUCAGAGGGCAGAAAUUAAGAGUAGGAUGUGUUGGUCAAGUUAGAAGACAGUUAUCAUUUGAAGAAAAAGAAGAAGAAUAUUUACUGCGAAAGAUAGCUCCAUCGACUCCUAGAGAUCCCAAAGGUGCUUGUUCUGGCGUCAUUCAUUUAGAGGGCAGUGAUAACAAACCUGAUGAUAGUGAUGAAAAGGCAAAAGCACUUGAAACCAGUUUGGAGAGCAAAUCUAAUGAUCACUGGCUUGAAGAUGGUAUGGAUGUGUGUAAUGUUAGCACCCCGUGUGCGUUUAUGCUCAAAAGGAAGAGAGCUGCAAACAUGGUUAUUGGUGAUAGUGAGAGCGAUGAUGAUAACCUUACAAUAUCUCAGGUCAUGUCAAAGCGUUUGGCCAAAGCCAAUUGUGGUGCAAAUGGCUUAUCAAUUACUAUGCAUUCGCCUUCAACCAGUGAUGAUGAUGAUGAUGAUAAUGAUAAUGAUGAUCAGGAUGUGAUAGAUGCAGCAACCCCUGGUAGGAGGCGGUGGAGGGGAAGAGUUGAUGAGCCUAAUAAUGGAACCAAACACGAACAAGGGAUUUCCAAAACUAUGGAUGAUGCUGAUGCUGAUGCUGCUGAGGAAGCAGAGGGUUCUGAGGUUUCAGGUGACAGCAUUAAGGAAGAAGAGGGUUCUGAUGUGGACUCAAAAGAAGAGGGUCCAGAUGAUGUUUCAGGUGAUAGCAUUGAGGAAUUUAGCGACAAGAGUUCUGAUAAUAGUGAUGGUUCUGAUUGCGACAAGCAGAUGGAAAAGAUUGUGUCUUGGCUUAGCAGAAGAAGUAACAAGGUUCGGGAGUUCAACUGGAAGCUAUCAGGUGAGAUGCUUCGAGAUUUGUGGGAAGAUGAUGAACUGUGCAUGAGUGCUGUUUGUGCUAUUUACCGACGGCAAACUGAUAAUGAACAAUGCACCAAGAGUACAGUCGAUAAAAAUCACCGAGGAUUCAGCCAGCCUGAAGCUUACAUGUAAGACAUCUUAAGAAAGUCUGUGGAGGAAUUGCAGGCAUAUAAACCUAAGAAAUUCGAAGCUUUUGACAGAGUUGACGUAUGCAGACGCUUGGCUAUGAAAUACUCGAACCAGCUGUUCGAUAUUUACAGGAAUAAAGAGGACCGUUUCUUCCUACCUGCCUUGGACAACAAGUAAAGCCUCUGGUGUGAGAUUUUACCUUUUGGUGAUUGUAACUCUGGAAACCCUCUCUCUUCUUAGAAGGAACAUCAGUGCUUAUUUGUAUGUAGUCUUAUUAGUCUAGCUAACCUAAUUCAGGCUCCAACACCUGUUUUCUUUUUGGCAAGCAAUGCAUAUAUAACUGGUCUUCCGUAGGAAAACCCGAGCUUCUUUUGUAUGUAGUCCAAUUAGUCUAGGCUGGAUGGACUCGUGAAUAGCUGGUCCUCUGUAGAAAACUCAUGAUCAAUGAAUGGAAUAUGUACAGUAUGAUAACGAA
Messenger RNA from Linum tenue, 4506 nucleotides. The record is from the annotation of a GenBank genome assembly. Lineage: Eukaryota; Viridiplantae; Streptophyta; Magnoliopsida; Malpighiales; Linaceae.